Molecule: messenger RNA, 1014 nt
Organism: Plasmodium adleri (nom. inval.)
Lineage: Eukaryota; Apicomplexa; Aconoidasida; Haemosporida; Plasmodiidae
Product: carbon catabolite repressor protein 4, putative
Exons: 10
Coding region: 1-1014 (337 amino acids)
Biological process (GO): nuclear-transcribed mRNA poly(A) tail shortening
Cellular component (GO): CCR4-NOT complex; nucleus; cytoplasm
Molecular function (GO): poly(A)-specific ribonuclease activity
Source: RefSeq, a predicted model, not a curated record
AUGUUUAAAGGAAAUAAAAUAAGAGUAGGAACAAUAAAUAUUUUUAAUAGCGCUUUUUAUACAAUCAAAGAAAAACUUUCAGUUUAUCCUUUUGAAUAUAGUCAUAAUAUAGGUCGAAAAAAUCUACUAUAUAAACAUUUUUUUGAUAAUAAAUUUGAUAUUAUUUGUUUACAGGAAGUAGAUUCCUUUAUGAUUAAUGAUUUAAACAAAAAAUUUUUAGAUCAUGAUUUUAUCUUACAUACUCCUAAACAUGUUAAUACAAAGUCGCCAAAAAGUAACAAUUGUUGUAUAGCCUAUAAAAAAUGCUUCAAAUUAAUACAAGAAAAACAAUUUGAUAACGAAACUUCUGUGAUUAAAAAUUUGAUCAACUAUUCGUCUGAAAGUGGUUGCGAAAUACAAGAUGCUUUUAUAAGGGAACUUUCAAAAAGGACAAGUAUGGCAAAUAUGAUUAUUCUAGAGUUAUCAAAUCAAACAUUCUUAGGGAUUUGUAAUUGUCAUAUUCAUUGGAAUCCAUUAUAUCCUGAUAUAAAAUUAUAUCACACAUAUUUAAUCAUAAGAGAUUUCUAUAAAUUUAUAGAAAACACUCUUCAAGAUAUUCCAUUUAUUCCUUUAUUAUUAUUAGGAGAUUUUAACUCAACUCCUCAUAUAGAUAAUAAAAAGGAGGGUGAAAUUAUUCAAGAAAGUGGUGUAUAUGAACUCAUAACAACUGGAAGGAUAUCAAAUAAUCACGCCCACCAUCCAGCACGAUUAAGAAAAAGUGAAGCCUUUUAUUCUUAUCCAGAAUUAAAAAUACCCCCUUUUAAAAGCGUAUUCAAAGAGAUAAAUGGUAAGGAACCAGAAUUUACAAAUAAAACACCUUCUUUUGAAGGAUGUAUAGAUUAUAUUUUUUACAAAGAACUGAUACCUAUAUCAACAGAAACAAUCCCAAGAAACAUAAAGGAUAUCAAAAUGUUACCAAAUGAGCAUUUCCCAUCAGAUCAUGUAAUGCUGACAUCAGAAUUUUUUAUUGUUUGA